ACUUAUUCUUGAUGCAAUGCUAUUAAUGUGAGAGAGAGAGAGUGAAUAAGUGAGGAACUGCGGAAAAGGAGCGUCAACUGGUUGUUCUCCAAUGGUGAUCGAGGCCUACAAUGUGAAGAGUGAGAUCAAGUUCGACCAGCAGUCAGAUGUCAACUCCGUCUCAUUCAAUGCCACUGGGGCUCUACUGGCCGUCUGCACUUGUGACCGCAAAAUACACCUACUGGGUGCCAAUGCAUCUGGCUCAUCCUUCGAACACUUGCCAGUGUCGCCACUGAAUGCCAAGUCUGAGCACCACUCGUACGCAGUGUCCUGUUGCACCUUCAGUCCCCUCAGUCCAUUAUUAGCCACCUGUGGCAUAGACGGAUGUCUGAUUGUGUGGGACCUCCUAGAUGUCUCCCAGCCCACCAUCUACUCCAAGUACCAGGCAGGCCAGUUCAAGUGCUGUCGCUUCUCCCCCCAUCCGGAUGUGCCACUGGUGGCUGCGGGAGACGCAGAGGGAGUGGUGCACCUGUACGAUCUGGUCAGACGCACAGUCAGACACAAACUGAAGGGACCCCAGGGCCAGAUCACUGGACUCGCAUUCAGUCCCGACGGUCUCUGGCUUCUAGCUGGUGCAUCUGGAAUGGGCACUGGUGAUCUAUGGCUGUGGUCCACAACUAAAUUACCGAGUCAGUUGCAAGAAGUGUCGUCUGCCCAUGCACAUGCAGUGGACACCUGUGCCCAUGAGAUGGGAGUGUAUUGCAUCCAGUUCUCCCCCUCCUUCUCCAGUGGGGACAGUGCACACCCUAGUGGACUUCUGUUGGCUACAGGGGGUGGGGAUAACUUGGCCAAAUUAUGGACAGUCCUCCCACAUGUCAGGGAAAAUUCCAGGGUGCAGUUGCGUGCUAAACUGGAAUAUCACACGUACAUGGUGAGUGAUGUGGACUUCUCCUCUGAUGGGCAGCUGUUGUGUACUGUGUCUGUGGACAAGAGAGUCCUAAUCUGGGACCCACACUCUGCAGAACUGCUCCAGGUGCUCGACGGACACCUCAGAUUCAUCUACACGUGCAGUUGGAACCCCUUCCCCGACAGGAGUGCGGGGGGCAAUGCGAGAGUGCUGGCCACUGGGGGUAAUGACAAGAACGUCCUCAUCUGGAACAUAUUUGUGAGGGGAGAGGGAGACCUGAUGCGCUUCACAAACUCACACAACACCCUACCUGAUGAUCAGAUGACACUGACCUCUGCUGCUGCGAUUAGCAAUGGAGAUGGCAGUGGUGGAGGUGGGGGUGUGAGUGAGAGUGAGGGGGGAGUGCUGCCAGAUGAGUUCUUCUGUCCCAUUUCUCAUGAGGUGAUGGGGGAUCCAGUGGUGGCAUCAGACGGAUACUCCUACGAACGAGUCGCUCUACAGAAGUGGUUUUUGACCAGUCACACUUCGCCUAUCACCAACCUGCCUCUGCCUUCUCUCCAACUCAUUCCCAACAGGACCCUCCGCAGUCUCAUCAAGACACAACUGGAGAAGACACAACUUCCGGUGGAUAAAGACAAUGAAACAAACCAGAAGGAGAUAAAAUCGACGACACACUAAACAUACCCUAUGAACUAACGUUGUCAAAUGUUUUAUUCAGAUUUGAAAGCACUUACUGCGCUUCACUUUUUCCUACGUGUGAGUGAACGUUGGAUUCAGUGAAUUUGUUUGGGUAUUUUUAGGUGCUUAUCACAGGUCUAAAACAGAGGCCUAGUAAACCCAUACUUCAAGCUUUUUUUCCAAAAAAAAACAAGAUAGCGUGUUUGAUAUUGAGGUGUUAAAAACAACGUGGAUACUGCAACUUGAAGACAAUUGAUUUAUAA
This is a messenger RNA of Symsagittifera roscoffensis, 1827 nucleotides long. Its product is annotated as WD repeat, SAM and U-box domain-containing protein 1-like. Bases 92 to 1564 code for a protein of 490 amino acids. The record is from RefSeq and is a predicted model, not a curated record. Gene Ontology annotation, biological process: protein ubiquitination. Lineage: Eukaryota; Metazoa; Xenacoelomorpha; Acoela; Convolutidae. The transcript has 8 exons. Gene Ontology annotation, molecular function: ubiquitin-protein transferase activity; protein binding.